AUGUCGGCAUUUACAGAAGCAAAUCGCAAAGCCUUCGAUGACCUCUCCGCUUCCUAUAACACAAAGCCUUGGCAGCAUGCUCUAGCAAACCAGGUAGCAGAGGCUCUGCAGCAACGGAAAGACUGGAUUGGAGCACUAUGGGUCGAUGCGCAAGAGCAUCCCAAGAAGCGCGAUGUUCGACUUCUGGAUUAUGCAUGUGGAACAGGUGCAAUCACAAAGGCUCUGGGUCCAUAUGUCAAGACUAUCAGAGGAAUUGACAUCAGCGAGAACAUGGUAAUCAAGUACAAUGAAGCGGCUAAAUCUUCUGGUCUUAGCGAGGAACAAGCUCAUGCAGUGGUCGGUGACCUCUGUGCACAGAAAGCAACCCAGGAUCCGCAGUUCAGAGAUCAGGAAUGGUAUGAAUUCGAUAUCGCAGUCAUUGGUCUUGGGUUUCAUCACUUUGAGUAUCCAGACAUUGCCAUGAAGCGUCUGGCCGAGCGAUUGAAGGCAGAUACUGGUGUCUUGGUCAUUGUCGACUUCUUGCCCUUUGAUGAGAAGCACAAUCACGACCACUCCGGCAAUGAAGGCGAAUCCCAGGAGAUGAAGCACACAAUCAAACACAAUGGCUUCAAGCCGGAAACCCUGCGAGAUAUGUACAUCGAAGCUGGAUUCGAAGAUUUCGAUAUCGUAGCUUUGAAACAGCCUGCCGUCAUGGAGCUCAAGACGGGCACUGUUCAGAGGACUCUGUUCGUUGCAAAGGGAAGGAAAUCAGCGACUUGGCGGCAAAAGCUUUCGGGUUGGGUCGACCCAGUGGAGGCGGGAAAGAAAGGAGGAAACUCUUCCGGCGCUUCGUCCGACGACUCUGGUGACAGCGGUAGCGGUGGUAAAGGUGAAUUCGCAGGCGGCAAAGUCGACCCAGUUGAGGCUGGCAAGAAGGGAGGAAAGUCUUAG
Pseudocercospora fijiensis CIRAD86 is the source of this 930-nucleotide messenger RNA. RefSeq lists its product as uncharacterized. The record is from RefSeq and is a predicted model, not a curated record. NCBI's taxonomy places the organism in Eukaryota, Fungi, Ascomycota, Dothideomycetes, Mycosphaerellales, Mycosphaerellaceae. The coding region runs from base 1 to 930 and encodes 309 amino acids. The transcript has 3 exons.